CGUGUCUCCGCAGUGACGUGGGCGGGCCGCGGGCCGGGUGACGUCAGAGGCUGUGUGUAGCGAUGUGUGUGGGGUUCGGAGCGGCGCCGGCACAGCGAAGGCGGCGGGCGAGCGACGGCGACGGCGACGGCGGGCACAGAUCAAUUAAAAGAAGAAUGAACUGUAAUCCCUGAAGAUAAACUGGGCAGCUUUUUUACUUAGUGUAUGUAUAUUGCUAAUUAUAAAAGUUCAGGUGGAGCCAGGCUCCUGCUGUGUGGAGAUUUAGACAAGUCUUCAGUUUGUCAGCACAGAGCCACAGACCACCAUUUUCAGUGAGGAUACCUGCCUCUUCUUUUUUGGUGUUCUUGGCAAAAACUAAAACCAUUGCAUCAUUGUAACUCGUGUUUGGGUGUAGUUUCAGGAUACAGUCAUGGCAUAAACUUUCCACAUGCUUUGCUUAAAGAACAAAACCAACCAAACUCAACCACUAUACCAAACUUUGGACUUCUUGAACUGAGGAAUUAGCUUUAUUUUAACAUAAAUAGCUGAAGUGCUCAAGAAAACAAGACUUUUCUCAGGGGUGUGCUGACAAUUAUACCCUUUGUUAUUAGAAGCGAAUUGAGAAGUUUUGUAGUAUUUUCAGUUACAUCCUGAGAAACGGCUGAACCGAAACAGAGUUGUACAAUCUAUUGAGCAAGAAAAUUCAUCUUUGGAAACUAAACAUUUCUAAGUGAGUCACAAGUAUUUGUAUACGUUGCCUUUUUCUCUUCAAAUUAGGAACUGAGAACAACAUGCCAAUUGAAGACUUAAUUAUUUAAAAACACCGGUGUGGCCAUGGAAAACCUGCAGUCUAAUUUCUCCUUAGUUCAGGGUUCAAAUAAAAAGCUGAGCGGGAUGGAGGAUGAUGGCAGUCCUCCCGUGAAAAAAAUGAUGACAGACAUUCAUGCCAAUGGGAAAACGCUGACCCAGGUGAAGAAGGAGCAUUUGGACGACUACGGAGAUGCGUCAGUGGAACCAGAUGGCGAGCACGCCAAGCGCAACUGUCCUUCUCUACCUGAAACUUUAAAUUUAAACCCCAGUCUGAAACACACACUGGCACAAUUCCAUUUAAGUAGUCAGAGCUCUUUGGGUGGACCAGCAGCUUUUUCUGCUCGAUAUUCCCAAGAAAGCAUGUCACCGACUGUGUUCCUGCCUCUUCCGUCUCCUCAGGUUCUUCCUGGUCCUCUUCUUAUUCCUUCUGAUAGCUCCACAGAGCUCACUCAGACUGUUUUGGAAGGGGAGUCUAUUUCUUGUUUUCAAGUCGGAGGAGAAAAGAGACUGUGUUUGCCCCAAGUCUUAAAUUCUGUUCUCCGAGAAUUUUCACUCCAGCAAAUAAACACAGUAUGCGAUGAGCUCUACAUCUAUUGUUCAAGGUGUACUUCAGACCAGCUUCAUAUCUUAAAGGUCUUAGGUAUACUUCCAUUCAAUGCCCCCUCCUGUGGGCUGAUCACGUUGACUGACGCACAGAGACUCUGUAAUGCUUUACUGAGGCCACGAACUUUUCCUCAAAAUGGUAGCAUACUUCCUGCUAAAAGCUCUUGGGCCCAGCUGAAGGAGACUGGCAGUGCCUUUGAAGUGGAACAUGAGUGCUUGGGCAAAUGUCAGGGUCUCUUUGCACCUCAGUUUUAUGUUCAGCCCGAUGCUCCCUGUAUCCAGUGUCUGGAGUGCUGUGGAAUGUUUGCUCCUCAGACAUUCGUCAUGCAUUCACACAGAUCCCCUGACAAGAGAACUUGCCAUUGGGGCUUUGAGUCAGCCAAGUGGCACUGUUACCUUCAUGUGAACCAAAAAUACCUAGGGACACCCGAAGAAAAGAAACUGAAGAUAAUUUUAGAGGAAAUGAAGGAGAAGUUUAGCAUGAGAAAUGGAAAGAGAAUCCAAUCAAAGGCAAAUACGCCUUCGGGAAUGGAAUUGCCACCAUGGUAUCCUGUUAUAAAACAGGAAGGUGACCACGGUCCUCAGACCCAUUCAUUUUUACACCCCAGCUACUACUUGUACAUGUGUGACAAAGUGGUUGCACCGAAUGUGUCGCUCGCCUCUGCUGCGUCCCAGUCUAAAGCGGUCACCAAGGCAGAGACAAGUAAGUCCAUCUCCAAACAGUCAGAAAAGCCUCAUGAUAGUAGUAAGCGCCAAAAGACAGUGUCUUACCCAGACGUCUCACUUGAGGAGCAGGAGAAAAUGGAUUUAAAAACCAGUAGAGAAUUAUACAGUUGUUUAGAUUCAUCGGUCUCAAAUAAUUCUACAAGUAAAAAGAAAUGUGAAUCUACCAUUUGCGACUUAGUGAGAGACACAGACAAGCAGGGUUCUGGAGCCUCCUCUCCACUCGUGGUCCGAGAUGUUACUUGUGAAGAUGACAAGGGGAAGAUCGUGGAAGACGUGAUGAGAACCUAUGUGAGACAGCAGGAGAAGCUGAGCUCAAUUCUACAGAAGAAGCAGCAGUUGCAGAUGGAAGUGGAGAUGCUGAGCAGUUCAAAGGCGAUGAAGGAGCUCACUGAAGAGCAGCAGAAUCUACAGAAAGAGCUUGAGUCUUUGCAGAAUGAGCAUGCUCAGAGGAUGGAGGAAUUUUAUAUUGAGCAGAGAGACUUAGAGAAGAAGUUGGAGCAGGUGAUGAAGCAGAAGUGCACCUGUGACUCAAACGUAGAGAAAGACAAAGAGGCUGAAUACGCAGCCCAGCUGGCAGAACUGAGGCAAAGACUAGACCAUGCUGAGGCCGACAGGCAAGAACUGCAAGAUGAACUGAGACAGGAGCGGGAGGCGAGGCAGAAGCUAGAGAUGAUGAUAAAGGAACUGAAGCUGCAGAUCGUGAAGUCGUCCAAGACCGCCAAGGAGUAAGCGGAAGAGGAGACGCGCCUGUGUUUGGUUGGCAGGACUUCAUGUUUGUCACUUGCUUUGAAAAUUGAAUUCUAACAUCUUACUUGCAUGAAGGUAGCUAGGCAUUCUGUUCAUUUAUAGGGCAGCAAAAGUGAAGAUUAUAUAUUAAUACAGAUUUUUUCCAUUUCCAAAUGAAUGAAAAUGUAUGCUCCUUUGUACUUUUUCCAGUUGGCUUGGUAAUAAUAACCUAUGUAGUUUGAACCGUAGGCAGUCUGCCUGUAUUUCUAACAGUUACACUUUCCAAAGCAGCAUCCUGUGGUGGGAAGUACCUGUGUCAGCUUUCUUAUGCAUUGCUUCAGGCUCGACCGACCGUAGAUAUACAGGUAAUGUUUAUGAUACAAAGCUACUCACUCUGGAGCCUUCUCAUUACAGAAUCUCUUGACUUUUAUACACCCAGCCUGUUGUUACUUUGUUCAGGUUGCAGAAUGAGUUUCCUCUGGUUUCCUCCUAGAGGAGUUUUCCUGAUGAAAUGCUAGUAGCACCUCCCCGACAUACAGCGGGUGGGUGGGGCACACUUUGCUGUGCUCUGAUGGUACACACAAGAAGCAGUUGUAAUUUGUCUUUCUGUUUAAGAGUGACCAUAGCUAGAUAUGUGUGUGUGACUUCAGAAAAUUAAAAUGCUUUCCGAACUUUUCCUGUUAAUAGAGGUGUGAAGUACUCAUUCAUGUGCAUGAGGAAAGUGGAUUCCACGGACGCACACCGCUUCCUAUGUAACUCACAAUGCUCUGUACAGUUUUUAUAUGUAGUCUUACAAAGGUCUUAUGAAAUUUAUAUAAUGGAUUUUUUCUUUUAAAUUAUAAAAUACUAAAUAUCUUAAAUAUUGUUUUGGACUUUUGUAUGUUUAAAUGUUAUCUUAAAACUUGCACAAAUGGACCAUGAUGACUCUUUGAUCUUAAAAUCAGGAAUUUACAGUCAGCUAAGAAAAUGUGAUAGGUUAAUAAUCCACAGUGGGAGUAUCUGCUAGGAGCAGGAAUUGUAGAUGACAUGAAUUCCGUGAUUUGAGGAAGGGCAGCCUCUGCACUUUUCUUUGUUUUUGUUUUUUGCACAUGAAGUCUGACAUUUUUACCAUCGAAUUUCACAUUACUAGAUGGUUGGCUUGGGAUUUACUAGGGGAAAUUCUUAGCAACUUUGUACUUUGUUGUUUUUGUUCUGUUUGGUCUCCAGCUUGCAGAGACCCUCUUGCCUCUGUCUCCCAAGUGUUGGGUUGGCAGGAUGAGCCCCACCACCGCUGGCCCUGUGCAGUUCUUUUGGGAUGUCCCUGAAAGCAGCUGUGGCAUUAUCUUCUGUUUCAUGUGUCCCGAGCUGUCUCAUGGUACUACAUGCAGUGACCUGAGAUCUGCGUUAAGGAAUAACUUAGGAGAAACGGCUGUCACUGUCCUCCCCGCUGUGAGACACCAGAGUUAUCACACCUGUUAUGGUCAUACUUUGUGUUAUGAUACUGAUGUCUAAGGCAAUUUUUCUACUUUCCAAAAGGGAGUUUGUUUCCUAAAUAUAUUGUGACCUAAAUGUGGUUUUAUUCUGCUAUGUUCUAUAAUUUAUGUAUUGACUUUUGUAACCUCCUUGGGAGAAACAUGUUAAGUGGCACAGGGACCAUAUAUGUCAUUUUAUUUAGCUCUGGAGAAGGAAACCACAGGCGUUUGUAAAAUAGCAUUAGCUUAGAUGUCAGUUCAUUGUGCUUGGCUGUGUGGGAGGCAGACUCAAGGACUUGCACCAUUUAUUUUUCUGACAGAAGUGUUCUGCUUAUGUGCUGCUUAGUAAGUGUGAUUUUUCUAGUCUUGAUGAAACUUGCCUCGUGACAUUGUUGAGCGUAGUCUUCACUUUCCAGAAGAUGAAAUGAUGUGCCAUCAUUUUCUGUCUAAACUUCCUUUAAAGUAAUUUUUAAUCAGCUGUAAAUAUCAUAUCUCCUACUGUUGAAAGUAACUUUAAUUUACAUUGCACCAUAUAGCUUGAAAACCAACUUUGAAAUUCUGUACUCCUCCACAAGUGACCUCUGCUAAAAUACCCAUAGGAAGCUUACUUUGUGCAUGCUUGCUUUGUGUGCUGGUUGCUGUCUUAAGGUUUGCUUUGGUGUUAGGUCUCGUGUGCUGUGCCAAGUUCACUGGGCAAGCAGAUUUCCCUUCGGAGUCCAUCCUCUGUUUAGGGGGAAAUGAGACCAUUUACUCUGAAAAGCUGUGUUUAGGAGUGGAAGACACAGGCGUUAGCUUUUAUACUGAGUGAAGAGUGAUGCUUGCUCUGGAUGGUUUUUCUCUAUGGUCCACACUGAGGACUUUGUACCACGUGUGUAAAGGUAUUAAGUGUGGAAGCUCCUGCUGCCGUCAAGCAGGCUUUAAACAAACCACAGCUGAGACCCAGCACUGAGAGAUUCUACCAACAACUUAGGCUUGGUUCGGGCUUUACCAUUUUUGAAGUUUAGUCUUUCGCUUAUAUCUCUUGUGUUUUGGAAAUAAGGAUGUUUUAUGCUUCUUGAGCUAAUUUUAUAACAUAUUUAAUAUAUAAGCUGUUUAUAUGUAAAAUCUUUUGUACAGGGGUGGGAAGGAGUAAUGAAAAAACUGAUUUGUACAUAGUGAAUUAUAAAGCAGACCGAAGUCGGUGAAACAGUGAGUAACCUCAUUGUUUGCAGGCUCCCUGCAUCCCUCCAGAGUCCGCCAGAACACUGGUUAGUGUCUGUGUCUGUGGCUCCUGUCUGCAGAAAAGCAAAAUGAAAAGGAAGCACAAGUAAUAAGAAACGUGCCCGAGGUAUUUCCCUAGCAAGAGCUGCACAGCUAGUCCUGAGGGUUUUCAUCCACUUCUGAAAGGUCUGCCCACCAUGCUAUGCUUUGAGUGAGUAGGGAAGGAUGCUUGUUUUCACUUGUCCGUUAUGCAUUUAACCUUUAGGGCAGGACAUUACAAACUGACGACAGAUUGUGUCCAUGCUGUACCCCUGCUCCUGAACUUGGAUCUACUUGUUAAUGGUUUCAUGGAAGCAAUCAGCAAUAUGUGAUAUGAACUGCUGCAUUACUUAUUAUACUCGUGGAACUGAGAUAUUUAAACAGAGCUUAACUUUUUUUUUCUAGUGUAAAAUACUUAAGCGUUUCCACUAUUGGAAGAAAAGCAUAUAUGGGUAUUUUGUAUUGUAACUUGUUUAAAAGGACAGUCUUUUUUAAUCUUCCCACUUAAAUGCUUUUAAAAUAUGUAAUACAAUUUGAAGCUUGUUUAGAAAUAGAAUUAAAUGUCUUAUAUAGUGCUACUGUUUUGGAAUUAGAAAGUGAUCAAAUACAAAACAUUUUAAAAUUAAGCCCAGAAAACAAAAUAGUGUUUAAAGUUAGUUUAGUAUAAAAGAAAUUUAUAAGAUUUUUUCUUCAAUAUAAGAUACCUCACUUGAAAAUAAAGAAAGCACAGCACAUUAAAGUAAUUCUCAUGAGAACACCCCAUUAGAAUAAUUGCUAAAUCUAGGACACCUUUUGAGUUGUGAGUUUGUGAUACAUGUAGUCACCAUUAGCUUUUCUGCUGGAAGGACUUCCCGUAGUAAUUUUAAGGCAGUGUAAUAGUUCAAUUACCCCACAGUUUCUAACCUGGGAAGGCAGUAUGUGAAUGGUCCCUUCUGCAACUACGGAAACACAUUAGCUACAUUGAGCAUAACUCGAUUGAUAAUUUUGCCAGUGCAUAUAGUUUUAUGAUUAAAAUUGCUGUGGUUGGUUGCAUUACACGACACACAAAACUGUCCUCUACCUCACAUGAAAUAAAUAUUUUAUAUGGUUUUACUAAAAAAAAUGACUCAUCUAUCUGGUUACUUAGUUUACAAAUUUUGGAUUAUAUUUAUUGAAACAUGACAUACUGUGCUCUUAGCUUAUACCUCAAUCGUAUUUUGUGCUGUUUGCCAUUUUCAUGCCUUGUAUAUAACUUGUAUAGAUUGGAUGAUAUUCCCAAUAAACACUUUUAAUGCCAAUGAA
Molecule: messenger RNA, 6815 nt
Organism: Rattus norvegicus (Norway rat)
Lineage: Eukaryota; Metazoa; Chordata; Mammalia; Rodentia; Muridae
Source: RefSeq, a predicted model, not a curated record